This is a messenger RNA of Coccidioides posadasii C735 delta SOWgp, 2259 nucleotides long. RefSeq lists its product as uncharacterized. Gene Ontology annotation, biological process: mRNA cis splicing, via spliceosome. The record is from RefSeq and is a predicted model, not a curated record. Gene Ontology annotation, molecular function: protein binding. NCBI's taxonomy places the organism in Eukaryota, Fungi, Ascomycota, Eurotiomycetes, Onygenales, Onygenaceae. Gene Ontology annotation, cellular component: cytoplasm; spliceosomal complex.
CCACAACCUGCAAAUAUGUCCUCUACAUCUCGCGAUAAAUCCGGAUCAAAGCGGAGUCGAUCUCGGUCUCCGCCUUGGAAGCGCCCUGAAAAGAUCCGUCACGUCGAUAGGACCCGCGCGAACGAUGGCAAUCGACAGCAUUGGAGCAUGAAAGAACAAGCACGACUCAACCAACUCCAGGAAGAUGAACAAAUGCGCCAGUGGGUUGCGCAAGAGGAUACCUUUGUGCUUAGACAGGCGAAAAAAAAGGCUGAAAUACGGGUAAAAGAAGGCCGAGCGAAGCCCAUUGACUGGCUUACGGUCACCCUGCGCGUUAUCGAUCCAACCAGGAACCCUCUUGACGAUGAAAUUCCCGACUCCGAACUUGAUCUAGUGGAUCCUGAAGGUGUUUUUGAGGGCUUGUCUGUUUCCCAGCUGAUGAGUCUUGAGCAAGAUAUCGACACAUUUCUCAAGCUUGAAACCAAUCCUGAUAAUCAAGAAUACUGGAAGACCAUGAACGUGAUUUGCAGGGAUCGACGACAGCGGGCCGAAUCUACGGCGCCGGAGGAUAGGGCGGUGAGCUCCGUUGCCGCAGACAUUAAUCGAAUAUUGAGCCCCAAGUCGUACGAGGAAUUAGCCACCCUUGAGGUACAAAUACGAAGAAAAUUGAAUUCGAAGGAGCCGGUUGAUACGGAUUACUGGGAGCAACUAUUGAAGAGUCUCACGGUUUGGAAAGCUCGAGCGAAGCUCAGACGAGUUUAUCAAGCCGUAAUUAAAGGAAGGGUCGAAGAGUUACGGAAGCAGCAGCGGGAAGAAGCAGUGAAUGUGCAAAACAAGCUGGCUCCUCUUGCGCCAUAUGAAGGAGCUGGUACCACAGGAAUGUCUCCGGAAGAGGAGGAAACAAUCCGGGAGCUUGAUCCAGAACCGCUUUUGCAGCUCCAAUCCCAAGAUAAAUCCCUUGAAAUACUUGACGAGAAGUCGUUCCUUUCUCGAGUGGCAUCUGACCGGAAGAAAAUCCUGAAAAUGGGCUACGCGCCAUUACGCCAGCGAUCAGCAGACAAGUCAGGACCUAUUGUCUCUCAUACUCAAGAAUCGUCCACCAUCUCUGCGGUUGCGCCUCGCUUUAUGUCAGCCCCGAAUGAUGACUUUUCCCAAGCCACCAAGGCCCUCUAUGAAAGAGAGGUUGCCAGGGGUAUUAGCGAGAACGAAGAGAUUUUCGCUGGCGAAGAAGUUGUAAACACAACGGUCAAGCCAGCUUGGGCUAAUAAAUAUCGACCCCGUAAACCGCGAUAUUUUAACCGCGUUCAGAUGGGCUAUGAAUGGAAUAAAUACAAUCAGACUCACUAUGACUAUGACGACCCGCCACCGAAGGUUGUUCAAGGAUACAAAUUCAAUAUAUUUUAUCCCGACCUUAUCGAUAAAACUAAAGCUCCAACCUAUAAAAUAGAGCGUGAGCAUGGAAGAAAACGUGGUCAAUCGUUCGCGCCUGCUGGGGAGGAAGAUACGUGCAUCAUUCGUUUCAUUGCAGGUCCACCGUAUGAGGAUCUUGCCUUUAGAAUCGUGGAUAAAGAAUGGGACUACAGCGCCAAGCGAGAAAGAGGCUUCAAAAGCACUUUCGAAAAGGGUAUUUUACAGUUACACUUCCAGUUUAAAAAGAUUUACUACCGCAAAUGAGGCCAUUGUCCCAGUGAAAAGGAUUUCGACCCAGCAUUUCAUUGGUUGUAUGCAGUUGUGUUGUACACCAGUUGUGGCAUCCCGGAUCAGCCAAUCCGUUACGAUCCCUUUAUGUCGGUGAUGAAUAUCGGGCCGAUUUCUUUUUUAUUUUGGCAGCAAUAUAUUUAAGCAUCAGGGUCUUAGCCGCCAUGCAGAUUUGGGACACUGUACAACUCGCCUCAGGCUUAUAAACUUCAAAUGCCUGCCGAAACUUUAGGAUCUUUUCGCGCCAUUCCCUUCGAACGAGAUCGGGCAGUGAAAUAAAUGCCGGGUCGCCUCUCUUAUGGCCAAGCUGAUCGGAUGUUUUGGGUGCAAGCAAACCGGUGGCUAUUUCUCGAAUUCUGGGGUACGUAUUACACUCAGGUGGUAAUUUGAUUCUCAAAGCAUACAUAUGUUCUAUUGGGAUCUUCAUGUUGAACUAGUGACCAGAGACUUUUGGAAUCUGUUACAUGUGCCUCUCACACGCCUGAUUCUUAUUGGUUUUGUGGGGGAUGAUCUAGAAAAUAAUAAGGCUUCCAGAAGCUUUGUCUGUCCACUAUUUAGUGGCCUCAGCCACCUGCUGCGCUA